Messenger RNA from Numida meleagris (helmeted guineafowl), 2422 nucleotides. RefSeq names its product Bruton tyrosine kinase (gene BTK). Gene Ontology annotation, molecular function: ATP binding; protein binding; non-membrane spanning protein tyrosine kinase activity. NCBI's taxonomy places the organism in Eukaryota, Metazoa, Chordata, Aves, Galliformes, Numididae. The record is from RefSeq and is a predicted model, not a curated record. Bases 294 to 2267 code for a protein of 657 amino acids. The transcript is spliced from 20 exons. Gene Ontology annotation, biological process: peptidyl-tyrosine autophosphorylation; adaptive immune response; intracellular signal transduction.
AAGGGGAACCGAAAGGGUGGGGUUGGCCGGCCCCGUUCUUCCUCCCUGUACGGCAGACCCCAGCGCCGUCCCUGCGCUGAGUCCCCACAGCCGCCCCGACCCGCGGUGCUGGGCCGCUCGGGGCAGGCGUGGGGCAGCGGGCGCAGCACAGCACUGUCCAUCCGGGGUGGCCGGGAGGGCUCGAGGACGCAGUGAGGACCUGUCCGUUCUGCCCGGCGCUGCUGGGGGUGACACAGUUGCUGCGACACAAGCAACCUCGUGAGCACGGCGAGGAGGCAGCUGGGGGGGCCGACAUGGCCAGUGUCAUCCUGGAGAGCAUCUUCUUGAAGCGCUCACAGCAGAAGAAGAAAACGUCUCCCCUCAACUUCAAGAAGCGCCUGUUCCUGCUGACGGAGAGCAAGCUGUCCUACUACGAGUACGACUUCGAGAGGGGGCGCCGAGGCAGCAAGAAGGGCUCGGUGGACAUUGAGAAGAUCACCUGUGUGGAGACGGUGGUGCCUGAAAACAAUCCUCCCCCUGAGCGGCAGGUCCCGAAGAAAGGAGAGGAUUACAACAUGGAGCAGAUCUCCAUCAUCGAGCGGUUCCCCUACCCCUUUCAGGUGGUGUACGAUGAGGGGCCCCUCUAUGUCUUCUCCCCGACAGAGGAGCUGCGCAAACGCUGGAUCCAUCAGCUGAAGAGCGUGAUCCGGUACAACAGUGACCUGGUACAGAAGUACCACCCCUGCUUCUGGAUUGAUGGCCAGUACCUGUGCUGCUCCCAGACAGCCAAGAACGCCAUGGGCUGCAAGAUCCUGGAGAGCAGGAAUGGCAGUUUAAAAGCUGGGCGGUCACAUCGCAAAACAAAGAAGCCUCUUCCCCCCACUCCCGAGGAGGACACGAUGGUGAUGAAGCCUCUGCCCCCUGAGCCAGCCCCCAGCGCAGCAGGCGAAAUGAAGAAGGUGGUGGCCCUGUACAACUACGUGCCGAUGAAUGUGCAGGACCUGCAGCUGCAGAAGGGUGAGGAGUACCUCAUCCUGGAGGAAAGCCACCUGCCCUGGUGGAAAGCCCGCGACAAGAAUGGAAGGGAAGGAUACAUCCCCAGCAACUAUGUCACCGAAACGAGCAAUUCCCUGGAGAUUUAUGAGUGGUACUCAAAGAAUAUCACUCGGAGCCAAGCAGAGCAACUGCUGAAGCAGGAGGGUAAGGAAGGAGGCUUCAUUGUCCGAGACUCUACCAGCAAGACAGGGAAAUACACUGUCUCUGUUUAUGCCAAGUCUGCUGCAGACCCCCAAGGGAUGAUCCGCCAUUACGUUGUAUGCUGCACCCCCCAGAAUCAGUAUUACCUGGCAGAAAAACACCUGUUCAACACCAUCCCAGAGCUCAUCACGUACCAUCAGCACAACUCUGCCGGGCUCAUAUCCAGACUGAAGUAUCCAGUGUCUCGACACCAGAAAAGUGCCCCUUCCACAGCUGGCCUGGGCUAUGGGUCGUGGGAGAUUGACCCAAAGGACCUGACCUUCCUGAAGGAACUGGGGACAGGGCAGUUUGGUGUGGUGAAGUAUGGGAAAUGGAGAGGCCAAUACAAUGUUGCCAUCAAAAUGAUCAGAGAGGGCUCCAUGUCAGAAGAUGAGUUCAUCGAUGAAGCCAAAGUCAUGAUGAACCUAUCUCAUGAGAAGCUGGUGCAGCUCUAUGGGGUCUGCACAAAGCAGCGUCCCAUCUUCAUCAUCACUGAGUACAUGGCCAACGGCUGUCUCCUGAACUUCCUGAGGGAAACUCAGCGGCGGUUCCAGCCUGCUGAGCUGCUGGAAAUGUGCAAAGAUGUCUGUGAAGCUAUGGAGUACCUGGAAUCCAAGAAGUUCCUGCACCGAGACCUGGCUGCUCGCAACUGUUUGGUGAAUGACCAAGGGAUUGUUAAAGUCUCAGAUUUUGGCCUUUCCAGAUAUGUUCUGGAUGAUGAGUACACAAGCUCCAUGGGGUCAAAGUUUCCAGUUCGGUGGUCUCCUCCUGAAGUGCUUCUGUACAGCAAGUUCAGCAGCAAGUCUGACGUGUGGUCAUUUGGCGUGCUGAUGUGGGAGGUUUACUCUCUGGGAAAGAUGCCUUACGAGAGGUUUAACAACAGCGAGACCACGGAGCACGUCAUCCAAGGCCUGCGCCUCUACCGGCCCCAGCAGGCCUCAGAGCGGGUCUACGCCAUCAUGUACAGCUGCUGGCACGAGAAGGCCGAGGAGCGCCCCACCUUCAGCGCGCUGCUGGGCAGCAUCGUGGACAUCACGGAUGAAGAGCCGUGACCACACCUACCCGCCCUCCCUUCCCGGCGCCGGUGGCUGGAACUACCGGGCCGGGGACACUGAACAACACCUGGGCACCCGCAUGGCCCCGCUGCGCGCACAGCGCGGGCUGUGAGGCCCCGCAGAACCCCUCACAAUAAACCUCUCCUAACAGC